AUGGUCGGACGAGGUUUCGACAUUGGCGCCGUGGUGCGCAACCCGGCACUUAUCGUGACAAUCGGCGUCGCCUUCGUUGCAUGGUUCAUUGCCUUCAUCGGCCAGUGCGUCGGUGAGGCACAAUACAGCGAUGCCACCGGCGACGUAGGCAGCCGGUCAAGCGCGCCUCUGUUCGGCGUGCUCUGGUUUGCCAUUUGGGUGCAAAUCCUGGUUAUCGUAUUCUUCUUCAUCUCGGCCUGCAGCGGCACGCUGUCCCAGCACCGAUUUGCGAUCGCCAUCUUCACCGCAAUCUGCGUCGUGUUCUCCGUGUUUGGUGUUCAGAAUAUCUUUGCCAAGGGUUCCGGCUCUGUCACUGCCACCGGUGUCGGAUGGCUCCUGCUGUGCAUGGUCGACCUUGUCUGGCUCCUCUUCUUCACCUCUGACGAGGACUCGUGGCUGUUUGAGAGCUUUAGCGGAGGCACGGUUGGUGGCUGGGGCGGCGGCGCGUCGAACAGGCGGCACUCCGGCCGCGCCUCUCGCGCCGAAGCGGGCAUUUACGGCAACGAGAGCGCCGGGUUGCGUGUGAACGGCGCCGACCGCGGCAUGUCCAGCCACGAGCUGCCGGGUGGCUACGCCAACGGCGGCAUGGGCGGCACGAUGGGCUACUCGUCACCCAUCAACCUCGACGGCCCUAGCCCCGUCAAGAUGGCUACGCCCUCGCCUCAGCCCGACUUUGCCUCCGCCAUCGGGCAGAGCACCGAUACCGUCGCAUACAAGCACAAGGCCAAGGCCAACUACGCGUACUCGGCAAGCCCGGACGACCCAAAUGAGGUCUCGUUCGCAAAGGGCGAAAUCCUUGAGGUGCACGACACCACCGGCAAGUGGUACCAGGUCCGCACGGCCAGCGGGCAGCAAGGCAUUGCCCCCUCCAACUACCUCACCCUCCUCUAG
Messenger RNA from Cutaneotrichosporon oleaginosum, 930 nucleotides. Lineage: Eukaryota; Fungi; Basidiomycota; Tremellomycetes; Trichosporonales; Trichosporonaceae. The record is from RefSeq and is a predicted model, not a curated record.